AUGCCUAAGACCUUACCAAUUUCCAAGCAGCUUGCUUCUGUCAAAGCUUUUGGAAAAGCCUCAGAUCUAGAAAUGGCGACUGCAACUGCAGCACUGGUAUUUUAUAACUCUGCUGGACCAGACGGCAAACUCAGCAAAGCAGGCGCUAAAGAUUUAUUAUUGACACAAUUUCAGAUUUUCACAAGGGGACAAGAGACGAAACCAAAAUACAAAGAAAUCUUCGCUGACCUUGAAGUAGAGAAAGAGAAUAAAAUGGAUCUAGAAGACUUCAUGGUCUUGGUAAUAAGCCUGACAGUCAUGUCCGAUGUUAUACAAGAUAUUCGAAAUACAAAAACCUCCAAGUAAAUACGUUGC
This is a messenger RNA of Acipenser ruthenus (sterlet), 354 nucleotides long. RefSeq names its product sentan-like. The coding region runs from base 1 to 345 and encodes 114 amino acids. Gene Ontology annotation, molecular function: transition metal ion binding. Lineage: Eukaryota; Metazoa; Chordata; Actinopteri; Acipenseriformes; Acipenseridae. The transcript has 4 exons. The record is from RefSeq and is a predicted model, not a curated record.